Monascus purpureus is the source of this 2428-nucleotide messenger RNA. NCBI's taxonomy places the organism in Eukaryota, Fungi, Ascomycota, Eurotiomycetes, Eurotiales, Aspergillaceae. The record is from the annotation of a GenBank genome assembly.
UUUCGCUUUGCUUCUACGCCGUGGUCCAAUUUCAACUCCCCUGGUCGCCCGUUGUCGUUGUCCAUCUGCAGCUGGAAGAAUCCGUCUUUCUUCUCUACCCGCCAGCCAGCCAGCCACCGUCAUCUCCCUCUCCCACUGCUUCAACUCCCUUUGGCCAUUGACCUCCCACACUCCGGUGGGUGUUAACGUCACAUUUUUUUAUUCCCUACUUCUCGUUGUAUUAUCUUCCUUGCUGUCCCCAGAGUCCAACCAUGGUCCUCACUUCACCCCGUUCCUCUGGCGCUGAGAGGACGAUCCGCAAAAUUGACAUUGCCCAGGUGUCUCUCAGUCUACAAGAUCGCUUGGGCCUUGCCAAGGUCAAAUACCAAAACGGUCGUCUGCAUUCUUUGGAGCCAGCUCAACAGUUCAAUGGGACACGCACUUUUCUCGGUGGUGAUAGGCCUUUCGAUUCAUCCUCCGAACUCUCGCGAAGUCGUUACGAGACACCCUUGACCUCUCCUCCUCUCCGCACAUCGAACAUUUCGAAGGAACUUCCCAGAUCCGCACACAACAGGCAUGCCGCAACCUUCAACUCAAGGGCCAUGCAGCCUAUGCUAUCUGUGAAUAAGAAGCGUGUUCGAACGGACUGCAUAUCGGACCGCCCGGCCAAGGCGUCUCGAGUCUCCUGGAAAAGCUCGCAUCGUCUGCCGGAAUCGUCCCCGGGAUUCAACCGACACAGACACACUCAUCUCUCCUUUGUGUCCGAGAUUGGCACCAUUCCUGAGAUGUCGUCCCCGCUAUACCACGGCCAAUCUGAUGGUGAGAAUGACCCGGACCUCCCCGUGCACAGUUUCCAGAAUGUCGGCACCAUGAUCAGAUCAUCACCUCCCCGCACUCCUCCCCCGAAACAUGCUCGCCUGCCUCGAACCGAAAAGGCUCUGCAGAAUGAAGACGGCGCGGAUCUCCUCUUGUACCUGGCGAACUCGCCAACACCUGCUCGAGUCGCGGGUAGAGGCCAGACGAGCGAGUUUCCUCCGUCGACUCCACCCAGCCAACAUGCCGUUCUACCUUCGCUGACGCCCACUCCUGGGGGUGGUGUUUUUCCAAAUUUUGGUACGCCUAGUCAGCCCUUCAACUUUGCCGAUUUUGUGAAUGUGACUCCAAGCCCUGCGCAGCCGCCCUGGGGAGGCCGUACCCCCGGAGGCCCUUCUAGAACGCCUCUUGCAGCUAAAAGCACUAGAAAGAUGUUGAACUUUGACAAUCUGGUUCCCCCAGGCAUUGAAAACCCCAAGCAUCGCGACAAAGAGUCCGGUCUCGCUUUGCAGCUUGGAGAAGAGCUGCGGCCGUGACCUUGGGUGAUAAUUUUCCAUUGCGCCUCCCUCUAACUGAUCCUUUUCAUGACUGUUAAUGAUUCACGCUUCUAUUUUUUGUCAUAUGUAAUUCGGCAUCCGCUCAUCAGACCAGCUUUCCGCCUUUUUCUUUAACGCCUUGCCUCGUAUCUACUCUACUUACUCUCUCUUUGAGUAAAAAGGGGUUCUUUUGGCAUGACCCCAUGCGUGGCUUUUCUUUCUUCCCUGUCAGUGUCUGACUGAUGCUUUCCUUUUUUAUUAACUAGUGUAUUCGUUUCCUUUGUCUAGUAACCAGGGCUCUUAGUGAUACUAUUAUCCUUUGUCAGUAUGGCAUGAAAGUGUUGAAUAUGAUGUUAGAAUACAUUUUCCUUGAUUUCAUUCCGGGUAAAUUCACUACAAUUUACAUAUAGAAAUAUGAGGACCUGUGAAAAUGAAGCCAGAAAUGGCUCUCCGCAGCCAAAUCCAGCUCCCCUCCCUUUUUACCUGGCCUCGUUGCUCGCGUACAAAAUGCCACCUCUCCCCCCCAUUUCCCUUCAUGCCCUCACACCCUCUGAUCCUCACCUCGUCUCAACAUGUCUCUUCCUAGUCCUCAAGCUGAUAUCUGCGUCGUCUCCUCCCAGAAUACAGCCUCAAUCAUCUGCUUCUCAGGUUGUCUCAAUGGUACCCCCCUACCUUGCCCUUUGCUCAGCCUGACGAGCAUCAAUGCUGGACUUACCUUACCUCACUCUCUGUGAGCAGACUGGAGCAUUUUCGCAGCCUUGGAUGGUUCUCUCCAAACUUCAAGUCAAAGACUGCAAGGCAUAGCUGUCGUUGAAUAAUAUUGGCAGAAGGCCGUAACCUAACCAACCUACAAGUAGGUUUUUGAUUAGAAGAACUAGCCGGGAAACUAUGCAAGUUGGCAAGGCUGCGCAGGUGGUUUGUGUUGGCGUUUAGCUCCUUCCUAGUUAAGUUAGGAUUAGCGCUGCUUACUUAGCAUGGCGUACCUAGAACAACCAACUCAACAAGCGAGUUCGACUCUUGAAAACACUAUAGGUUCUCGGGGCUAUUCCCCUCGAGGACUAGCGCCUCAUACGAAGAACAUGCUCUCUUUUCGUUUACGC